GCGUUUGUAUAUUUAUUUUUUUUUCAUUUGUCUGCCUUUACAGUCGGACAGAAUUGUAAAUUUGAGUCUUUAGCAGGAGCAGAUUGGAUUAGGUUGUGUAUGAUUUAUUCGCCUGGUUUGAUUUGGACAAGAGAAGUAACUUUUGAGAGCUGAGUUUCUGCUCACGAAUAAGUAGCUAAAUGCUAGCCGACUGAAGCUUGUCCUCCUGCAGUUUUGCCACAAUGGGGAAGCCACAAUCUGCCCAUUGACUCAUUAGUCCAAAAAGCUGAAGGCUUCGAUGCGCUGCUUGUUUCCUGCGCGUUGAUUCAAACGCCCGACAUGGAGGAAGUUGACAAAAUCUUGAUACACGCCCUAAAACAAGUCGGCACAGAGCUGAGUGAAGAGGUUGGUAGCCUCAAAGACUUCACCAGUGAGCUGAUAGUGGAGGCUGUGGUGAAAUGUAUCAGGGUGAUCGAUCCUGGCCUGGGUGGCGCGCUGCCAACCUCCCUCCCGCCUGGCAUGUCUGCCCGCUUCAGGGUCGGCACGAGCCUGGCACAGGCCUGCCAGGACAUUGGUUAUAAAGGCGAGAUAGGUUAUCAAACCUUCCUGUACAGCAGCGAAACGGAGAUUCGCUCCCUACUCAUGUUCCUUGUGGAGAAACUGCCCAGAGAAAAUGCUGAGGCCUCCGACCAGCCAACAGGAAAAUCAACUAUUCUUCAGAGAACUAUUGCUGCUGCUAUUAAAGCCCAGCUUGUUGCACCUUGGGUCCCUCCAAACUGCAGACUGCCACUGCAUGGUGAAACACAAAAUUUUGUGGCCUUGCACAGCUUCCAUGUGCGGCCCCUCAGUUUGCCUCAUUGUUUUAAAGAACCAAGGAAGAAAUCACUUGAAGAGAUCAGAGACUACCAGCGAGAUUUUCUUCCCCUUGUCACUGUUCAGCUCCCCCAUAAUACCUCUGUGGCGGCGUCCUUACUGGAGCAGCACACAUCUGAGCUCAGUGCGGCACAGGAAUGGGAAAAUGAGUGGAAUAGUCAGGGACUCCUGUCUCGUCUUACUCCGGAGGACUACAAGGCCCGAAAACUGACUCGGCUACAUAAACGUAUUGAGGAGCAGUUGCGUUCUGCUGCUCUUCCCCCAAUGGAAAGUGCCUUUGGUGGUCUUGGCGCCACCUCUGAUUUGUCUGACAUACUGCAAUCCUUCAGGGGGUCUGCUUCUUCUGGUCAAAACCUACCAAAGGGCUCUCACUUUACCCACUCCCAGAAGUUCACUUUUGCACAGGAAGUAGAAGCAGCGCCAUCCCCUGGGUGGCAGACAGCUGGUGACAACCAUCAGAGUCAGCAGGAGGAGCUGGCAUCUUUGCAGCAACAAUUUCAGCAGCUUUGCAAUGAUGUGGACCAACUAACUAUGGAAGUAAAGCACCUGAGUGUCACUAAUGCUCAGAUGCUUGACGAGUACAAGCAACGAGAGCUACAGAACAUUGAGCAGGAGGAAAAGAUCCAGCUGAAGAAGAAAACCAUUGACCUAUUACCAGAUGCUGAAAACAACAUAGUAAAACUUCAGGCUCAGGUGGAGGCCAGUGCCAAACGCGUGUUGAACUUGGCCUCCCAGUGGGAGAAACACCGUGCGCCACUCAUCGACGAACACCGCAGACUUAAAGAAAUCUGCAGCAAUCAGGAUAUGGAAUCGUCCAAAAAGCUCUCAGAAAUAAAAGUUCUACAAGACAAAAUCCGUGUAUCAACAGACGAGGCCAAGAAGAAGGAGGAAAUAUACAAGCAGCUGUUAACAGAGUUGGAAAGGCUUCCCCAGGAUGUGUCUCGGGCAUCAUAUACACAGAGAAUUCUCGAGAUUGUGAACAAUAUCAAGAAACAGAAGGAAGAAAUCACCAAGAUUUUGUCCGACACUAAAGAACUACAAAAAGAGAUCAACAACCUCACGGGAAAACUGGACAGGACAUUUGCUGUGACAGAUGAGCUUGUUUUUAAGGACGCCAAAAAAGACGAGUCUGUCCGCAAAUCCUACAAGUUUCUGGCUGCACUACAUGAAAACUGCAGUCAAUUGAUCCAAACCAUUGAAGACAUUGGUACAAUUCUGAGAGAGAUACGAGAUCUUGAAGAGCAGAUUGACACAGAAACUAGUAACAAAACAGUGGCUAAUCUGGAAAGGAUUCUAGAAGACUACAAGGCCAUUCGACAAGAGAAUUCUGCACUUGCUGCCAAGGUCAAAGAGGGCUGACUCUGUACGUGACUGAAAUAGGUCUGAGACCAACGCCAUCGCUGUUCAUUAAUGCCGCCUCAUAUUGCCACUGGGAGCCGCUUUUGUGAAGAAGCUGAAAUAUUUGUACUACCGUGAGUGAACUAGAAUUUUUUUUUUUUUUUUUUUUUUUUUUCCAUAUGUAAGUAUGAAUCCCGAUACCUGAUUUUUGGUGUUAAACAUUUCUGUGGCUACACAUCCUAUGACUACAGAUAUGGACAAACUUGUCAGUUUACUUUGAUUAAAGAAUGUUGAUCACGGAAAUAAUUUAAACUGAGAAAAAUAAUAAUAGAUAAAAUAACACUGAAAAUGAAGUGAAUGAAGUUGGCACCGACAGUUAUGACCACGUUCGAGCUGCCAUUCCAUACCUAAAUUGAAAUCAGCAGCGAAUGGUGCUUCCAAACCUGCCUUCUUUGGUCAUGGGCCAUUGUCGUUAUUGUUUGAAAAAGUGUUUGUAUAGGUAUGUGUGUCCACGCGUGUGUGGGUGGUAUGUAUUAUUUCUGUUUUUCUUUAAUACAAUAACCAUCCUUGUAAUUUUCUGAAUUAACCAUAUAAGAACUAAAUGUUCAGUGAAUGGUAGUUGAAUGUGUCAUCCAGAUCAUUUAUUAAAAUAUUGUUUAUCAAAGUG
This is a messenger RNA of Syngnathoides biaculeatus (alligator pipefish), 2857 nucleotides long. RefSeq names its product coiled-coil domain containing 22 (gene ccdc22). Gene Ontology annotation, molecular function: cullin family protein binding. The coding region runs from base 319 to 2211 and encodes 630 amino acids. The record is from RefSeq and is a predicted model, not a curated record. Lineage: Eukaryota; Metazoa; Chordata; Actinopteri; Syngnathiformes; Syngnathidae. The transcript has 16 exons. Gene Ontology annotation, biological process: positive regulation of ubiquitin-dependent protein catabolic process.